GCACAGCUCAGCCCCCGAGCUGCACCUUCCACGUCACAAACCUGGCUGGAAGCCUUCCUUCCCAAGGUCAAGCAAGGCCAACUCUUACAAAUAUCGAAGCAGUUCUACCAUCUAGUAUCUCACACGGUACCUUUCCUGCAUCCCCCAUAGUUCUUGUUGUUUGGCUAGCUUACAAGAUGCACGACUUCUGUUUCACCAUUCCGUACGGCUCGCUACUCAUCUUUGGCGGGCUGAUCGGUUUCCUGCGGAAGGGAAGCACACAGUCGCUCAUUGGCGGAGUAGCCUCAGGGGCGAUUCUCUGUUUCAUAGCGGCAAUCCAGCUCAAGCUUUUCAAACAGCGAAAGAAUUCGUUUGCAGCCAUCUUCGCCCAACUUGCCAUCGCUGGCGCAUUGACAUACAUUCUCGGCGAUCGAUACGUGAGCACGCAGAAGAUCUUUCCAGCUGGAGUCGUUGCGGGCUUGAGCGGCAUCAUGGCGCUUUUCUACGCUUUCAAACUCUUGACUGGUGGCAAUCACUUCAAAAAGGUGGCCUCUUCCUAGUCAGCUGACCUUGCAAGCGUUGACUUCAAACUAGGGAGCAGCUGCCUGAUUACAGGUCGCCAUGCUGUAUUUACUGAUUCUGGAGUUGUUACAGGCCGUCACGUUUGUAUCUAGAUUGGACCCAUGCUCUGCUAGAGAGCUCUCCACAGUAAAAC
This is a messenger RNA of Closterium sp. NIES-67, 694 nucleotides long. Lineage: Eukaryota; Viridiplantae; Streptophyta; Zygnematophyceae; Desmidiales; Closteriaceae. The record is from the annotation of a GenBank genome assembly.